Messenger RNA from Penaeus monodon (black tiger shrimp), 894 nucleotides. RefSeq names its product cysteine-rich PAK1 inhibitor-like. The record is from RefSeq and is a predicted model, not a curated record. NCBI's taxonomy places the organism in Eukaryota, Metazoa, Arthropoda, Malacostraca, Decapoda, Penaeidae. Bases 1 to 894 code for a protein of 297 amino acids. The transcript is spliced from 2 exons.
AUGUACCCCCUGCCCGGUCCCCGUCCCUGCCCGUGUGCCCGUGCCCGGGUUUUCCCCGUCCCCUGCCCGUGCCCGUGCCCGUGUGCCCGUGCCCGUGCCCGUGUGCCCGUGCCCGUGCCCGUGCCCGUGUGCCCGUGCCCCUAUGCUAUGCUUGUGCCUGUUCCCGUGUGCCUAUGCUAUGCUUGUGCCUGUUCCCGUGUGCCUAUGCUAUGCUUGUGCCUGUUCCCGUGUGCCUAUGCUAUGCUUGUGCCUGUUCCCGUGUGCCUAUGCUAUGCUUGUGCCUGUUCCCGUGUGCCUAUGCUAUGCUUGUGCCUGUUCCCGUGUGCCUAUGCUAUGCUUGUGCCUGUUCCCGUGUGCCUAUGCUAUGCUUGUGCCUGUUCCCGUGUGCCUAAGCUAUGCUUGUGCCUGUUCCCGUGUGCCUAUGCUAUGCUUGUGCCUGUUCCCGUGUGCCUAUGCUAUGCUUGUGCCUGUUCCCGUGUGCCUAUGCUAUGCUUGUGCCUAUCCCUAUGUCUAUGCUUGUGCCUGUGCCUGUGCCUAUCCCUAUGUGCCUGUUCCUGUGCUUAUCCCUAUGUGCCUGUGCCUGUCCCUAUCCCUAUGUGCCUGUGCCUGUUCCUGUGCCUAUGUGCCUGUUCCUGUGCCUAUGUGCCUGUGCCUAUCCCUAUGUGCCUGUGCCUAUCCCUAGGGCCCUGUGCCUAUCCCUAUGUGCCUGCCUGUGCCUAUCCUAUGUGCCUGUUCCUGUGCCUAUCCCUAUGUGCCUGUUGUGCCUAUCCCUAUGUGCCUUUCCUGUGCCUAUCCCUAUGUGCCUGUCCUUUUGCUAUCCCUAUGUGCCUGUGGACUGUGCCUAUCCCUUAUGUGCCUGUGCCUAUCCCUACCCAUAUGUGCCUGUGCCUGUGA